AUGUCGACCCCGCAGGCCAAAAACGGGGCUGCACUACCAUUCCAUCGUCUCAGCUUUGAUACUGAUGGAGAGAACCAAAUGUCUACGUCAGAUCGGGCACCUCUAUUCUCACAGGUUCCUGACUACGUUGAAGACCCCGAACACGGCACAGAACUGCAACCCGUUGCAAGGCAUGGCCCUGUAACGUCUCCCCUUGGCCAUGACUCGGAGUCUCAGGUCCACGUGCCGAUUCCUUCGGACCUUGCGGAUGCCGCGCUUGACUUUGACUCAAUGACACAAGAGGAUAUCUAUGAGAUGGCUCAUCUGACCUCAAUUUCAACAGAUCCUCAAGAGUUCUUCCAGAAACAUGAUCUUCGGCCCAAGCGAUUCCACUACCCGCGCCAUACAGAAAUUCUCGUCGGCAUCACAGUUUAUAACGAACCAAAACACCUACUUCGUCGUACUUUGCAGAGUGUUGUCCAGAAUAUCUGGUAUCUAAAUAUCCGUACACAGUCAAAAGUCUGGGGAAAGAGAUCCUGGACUAAGAUCGUGGUUUGUAUCCUCAUCGACGGUAUCGAGUCCGUGGACCCUGGUGUUCUCGACGUACUCACCACUCUCGGUCUUUAUCAGAAUGGAUUGUGCAAAAGGACGACGGAGAAAGGAGAGGAAGUAACGGGACACCUUUUUGAAUUUUCGUCUCAUUUAGCAACCCAUCUAGGUUGUGAGGACUAUCCAGAUGGCAACAAUGACUCCCUCAACCUUCACUCGCGGUCCAUGAAAUUCCCAGUACAGCUUAUGCUACUCAUGAAGGCUUCAAAUUGCGGCAAGCUCAACUCAUACCGGUGGCUUUACAAUGGGUUCGCCAAAGUCUUGGACCCCAAUAUUACAGUUCAUCUCGACGUGGGCACCAAGCUGGGCAAGCAGGCGCUGUUCAAGCUAUGGAAGGAAUUCGAUCUUGAGCCUAUGCUUGCUGCAGCCUGUGGAGAGAUCUCUUGCUCUUUGGGCGGUAACUGGCUCAACAUUCUCAAUCCCAUCGUUGCCGCCCAAAACUUUGAGUACAAGGUUGGAUUUCAGCUUGAUAGGACGUUUGAAUCUGCAACCGGUUUUCUGUCUCUCUUGCCCGGGGCCUGUUCUGCUUACAGAUACGUGGGCAGUGCUGGUAAACCGCUAGAAGAUAUGCUUCUCGGCGACCCAACAUGGAUCCAAGGCCACGGCGACCUUCGCCCUUCCCUGUCCCCCGUCAAUCUCAAUCGCCACCUUGCAGACGAUAGAGUCAUUUGUUUCAGGAUAAUCAGCAAACCACGCACGCACUGGCUCCUGAAGUAUGUUCCAGUCACCGCCACCACUGACAUCCCCAUGACGACAACAGACUUCAUCAACCAAAGACGACGAUGGCUCAAUGGAGCUUUCUUCUCGACUAUUUAUGUCUUGAAGAGAUGUGGACACUUGUGGAGGUCUGACCAUACACGAAUGCGCAAGUUGGCCUUUUUCAUCCCUCUUCUUCACAGUGUUCUAGCCUUGGUCUUGGCUUGGUUCUCGCUCGCGGCAUUUCUACUCACGACAUUCACUAUCAAUAGCAUCUCUGGAGAUCCUCCCAAGGAUGCACCGGCUGGAGGAUUCCCAUUCGGAAAGGCAACACCUAUUGUAAACGCGGUCAUUCAGAUAGUGUACUUGGCGACUGUCUUGUUCCAGUUCAUACUCGCCCUUGGAAGUCGCCCAAGGAAUCAUCGAAUCAGCUAUAUCAUAUCAUUCGCCAUUUUCGGACUUAUUCAGGCGUAUCUAAUCAUGAAUCUGGUGUAUCUCGUAAAGAGAGUUGCAGACUACAAGGCCGACGAUACUGGGUCGAGCAAUUAUGCCUAUAUCGGGGAGUUCUACGCCGACAUUGGCCAAAGCACUAUCAUUGUCGCUGGGUUCUCUGUUUUCGGCGUCUAUAUCCUCGGCGCUCUUCUAGCACUUGACCCAUGGCACCUCCUCACAUCUUUUGCGCAAUUUCUGUUUAUAUCAUCGUCUUACGUCAACAUUCUCAAUAUCUAUGCUUUCAGCAAUACACAUGAUGUCAGCUGGGGAAGAAAAGGUCGGCAUCAAGACACCGAAGCGGGCCAGAGACAAGAAGGACCAAGGCCAGCUACCAUCGAGAGACGAUUCACGUUUUCCGACCAAGAUCCAAACAUUCGAUCAAUCGCUACCCAGCGUGAUGAAACUCCCGAAGCGAGAAAUAAAGAGUACCAAGAGGCACUGGCUCGAGCGACGGCUGAAGACGAGACAGCGAGCCGGGAGAGGAAGCGCCCCCAGGUUCUCGCAGUAGCAGACGCCAUGAUGGAGUUUCGCACUAUUCUGCUCGCGUCAUACAUCUUCUCAAACAUUUUCGUUUGUCUUAUUGUCAUGAACGACAGCCUCAAAAUCUUGUGGUGGCUUGGUGACUCGUACUGGCAUAAAGUCUGGUUCUUCCGUAUAUGGCUGUGGGCAAACUCGAUCAGCUUUCUCAUUAGGUUCGCUGGUUGUUUAUGGUAUCAUGUGGUCAGGGUAGUCAGCGGGCUUUUCCGUGGCACCCUCAUGUAA
Messenger RNA from Fusarium subglutinans, 2538 nucleotides. RefSeq names its product CHS-3 chitin synthase 3. The record is from RefSeq and is a predicted model, not a curated record. Lineage: Eukaryota; Fungi; Ascomycota; Sordariomycetes; Hypocreales; Nectriaceae. Gene Ontology annotation, cellular component: cell periphery; cell septum. Gene Ontology annotation, molecular function: chitin synthase activity. The transcript has 5 exons. The coding region runs from base 1 to 2538 and encodes 845 amino acids.